Messenger RNA from Paramecium sonneborni, 1794 nucleotides. Lineage: Eukaryota; Ciliophora; Oligohymenophorea; Peniculida; Parameciidae. The record is from the annotation of a GenBank genome assembly.
AUGAACUAAAAUUUUUCUCAUUUUAAUUUAGAAAAGCUAGAAGAAACUUAUAAAACGUUUGGUUUGAGAUAUUCUUGUAAUGAGUAUGAUGUAAGAAAAUAGUUUAUCUAGGAAUAUACUUGCAUAAGAAAUAGUAAUGAGAUAUAGUAUUGUGCUCGCAAAUAUAAAAUUGGAAGCAUAGAUGAUGAAAGGUUUAAAGCAUUGAAGAGAAUCAAGCUUUACAAUAUUUUGCCUGUAUUUGAUUAGUACUUAGAUUCAUAAACAAUUAUUGCAUAAGAUGUAGAAAAAUUUUCUUUGGCAAAUAAUGUAGAAGAUUUAACAGAAUCUCAAAAAAAUUAUUUAAGUGUUAUACUUAGUAUAAGUAAACAUAAUAAAUUGAACAUUUUUAGCUUUAUAGGAAUUAUGCUAUCGUGGAUUUCCAUUUAUUAUAACAGAGAGAAGUGUAUAUAUCUUAGAAAAUCACAUAUGUCUCUCUUAAUAAGACUUUUCUUUUGAUAGAGAUGUAAGUGAAAAAGAAAGUUUUGAAAGCUUUAAAAAAAUAAGUAUGUAUAGAAAUUUAUAAUUUUAGUGAUAAAACUUUAUGGAGAAUUUCUUGAAGUGAAUUUUGAAAAUUCAACGAAUUAUUUAUUAUAAUAAAACAAUGUAUAUCUUGGGCCAAGUGAAAAUAUGCCUUAUGUUGAAUUAUUAGAUUAAAUAUUCGAAUUUACUAAUGUAAAUACUUUAGCUUCUGCAGCAUCAAAUUCAUAUGUAUAUGAAUUCGAUACUCCAGAAUUUAUGAAAACAAUUCCAAAUAUAAGUUAAAGAACUGUUUUAAAAUCUAUAAAACUUGAUUUAAAUGAUACUGAUUAAGAAUAUCUUUUGACUUCUUCUUAAAGAGAAUUAGAAAUAAUGGAAAAUUUCAGUAAAUAUGAACCAUUAGUUGCAUGUUAUGCAUAUUUUAGAAUUUAAAAAUAGCUUUACAUAUUCAUGGAAAGAUAUCCUUAAGUUCUUUCAAAUAUGCUUGAGGAGAAAUAGAUUGAUGAGAAUAGACAUUGUGAAUAGAUGUGUUAUUAAUUAGCAAUUGGUAAUUAUAUAAAUAAUGACUUUAGCUCUUAAAUAUCUUCAUAAUCAUUAAAUUAUUCAUCGAGAUUUAAAACCAGGAAAUUUGUUUUUAUCAAGUGAAAAUAUAGAUUAAGCUAAAUUAUUAAUUGCAGAUUUUGAUAGAUCUAGAUUAUCAUAAUGGUUAUCUUAAUCAAUAUAUGAACAUUAAUAAAAAUGUAGACAAAUCAAAAUAUAUAAUAGAAUUAAAAUAAGAUUCAAAAGGUAAAUUAAAUGAAAUUACACCAAAAUCAGUAUUAGGAGCUACUCCUUCUUAUGAUCCACCAGAAGCUGGAACUACUGAUUAUGAUACUAGUGCAGAUAUUUGGCAAGUUGGACUUAUUAGUAGAAUAAUUUAAUUUAUUUGUAGUGUUUUAAAUUUUUAAUAGAGGCUAAUAUCCAGUUGAAAUGACAAGUCAAAAUUUUAGUAAAGAAUAAUACAAAAGAAGCUUUACUAAAGAAUAAAUUCAAAACUAAUUAAAAUAAUAUAAUAUCGAUCAAUAAUUUAUAGAUAUUAUUGCUCAAUGUCUAUCAUUUGAUAAAAAUGAAAGACCAACCUCUUAAUAAUUAGUUAAUCUUUUAUAAGAUUGUUUUAAAGAUAUUAAUUUAGAUGAAGAUGAUUUGAUUUCUACUCAUAAUUUAAGUCAAAUUGGUAGAUUUGCAUAAUUGAUCGAAAAAACUAAGACUUUAAAGAAGCUUAACUCUUAAAAUUUAUGA